AUUACUUUCGGUUACUAUUUCACAGAUCUACGAGUAUGUAUAGUUUGGUUUGAACAUUAUAUCAAAAAGUAGUUGAAUCAUUUCUUCAAGACAUGAAUCCUUUCAACAUUAUUUGGAUGUUUUUUUUUGCCUCCUAUUGCAGUAGUCAAGAUGAACUCUCAAAAUCCGCCACGAACAUUGAUUUUGAAAACACGACUCGAUGCGAUACGUAUUUGUAUAAUCAAAGUCACGAAAUAGCUUACACUUGGGCUAUUCAAAAUUUCAGUCUUUACGAAAAGGAUAGCAAUGGUCAGAUUUUUUCACCCAAAUUACACGCACCCACAGAUAAUAGAUUGCUAAAAAUUCGAAAAGUUGAUUUGGGUAGGUAGCUGAAAUUCACAGGUGGCUAUCUCGAGUCGUUUCCUCAAUUCACUCGAAACUAAUUUCACCACACGAAAGCACGUUAAGAUCUGAUUUCGAAUUAUAUUCAUUGAAGUUUUCAAAGGUACAGAGUUGAAAUUUUCGAUUCAAAAUCUGAAAUUUCAAUCAAUUGACAUCCAAUUUAUUCUGCGAAUAUUUCCAUCUAUGUACAUUUAUGUAAGUAUUAUUUUACCAGACCUUUUAUCAUUAAAAGUUCAAAAACUCAUUAGGACAAAAAGUUUUCUGCAAAUAAAAAGGGCCAAAAUGAUCAACAAAAUACAGCUGAAAAAGAGCUGAUUGCGUAAAUGUUUUCAACUGGAUCAACUUGAUUAUUCAACUAAUUAAAAGUUGAUACAGAGUCAUUGCGAAAUUACGGAUGUUGAAGCCGAUACCUAGAUAAGUACAACGAGUGAUAAGUAUUUCAAAACUUCUCUCAAAGUACGUAUAAGAAUUCAAAUAAAGAGUUCUUUACUCACGUCGUCUCUUCGGUUUUAAUUUUAGUAUUCAUUAGGCAGACUUCAAGUUUACGAUUCUGGUGAAUAUUUUUUGGUAUUUUAUAUCAACUCGAAAAAAAUAAUAAUUCUGAUUUCCUUUUUUUUCCCCGUUGAAAUAAACAUGAACCCUUUUUACCUCACUUGGAUGGUAUUUUUCGCCCUCUAUGGCAGAAGUCAAAGCGAACCCUUCGAGCCAAUUUAUACUAAUUCCGAACAUAGAAUCCGAUGCAAUACGUAUUCUCGAAUUUACGAAAUAAACUAUGUAUGGACGAUUCAUCACUUCAGUCGUCACGAGGCAAUCAAUACUAGUGAAAUUUUAUCACCCAAGUUACAUUCGCCACAAACCGCUGAAUACGAGUGGGAUAUCGAAAUUGAACCAAACAACAUUGAUGAGGGAAAUGAAACGAUCGCUCUGAAUGUUUAUUUAUCCGGCAGAAGCAUAAUUGAAAAAGCAGUAGCAAACUUCAGUAUUUCAAUCAUAAAUCACAAAGAAGAAAUGUUAUUCUUCAACCAAAUGACAUCGAAAUCAUUUGUAGCCGGAGAGAGUUGGGGAUGGACGGACUAUUGCAACAAAGAUGAUUUCUUCAGGCGUCAUUUACUGCAAAAUGACACAUUAACACUAUUAAUCGACAUAAAAUGGCUUUCUCAACCGUGUAAUAACGUUUCCCACGAACGCAGAAUUCCAUCACCGACCCCCAAACACGAAACUACCACUAUCCGACUCAAUCAUUCAGAACUUUUUGAAUUGCCGCAAGAAAAUCCGAAAUUCGCAUAUGUACGAGUACUUACAACGAAUGAUAUCAACUUUCAAUGGAUGCUCGAAACUCUGAAACACACUGACGUAGUAUUUACAACGAAUGGCAGCAAUUAUCCAGCUCAUAAGGCUAUUUUAGCAGCACGCAGUCCAAUUUUCGCCGCCAUGUUUCAACGUGAAGAUAUGGAAAAUGGAAAAAAUAAAACCAUUCGAAUAAACGUCACACAAAUGAAUGAAGAAGUACUGCGAGCUAUGCUACAAUACAUUUAUACCGGAAAGUGUGAAAAUUUAGCCACACUAGCGGGUGAAUUAUUUGUGGCUGCUGCUGAAUAUGGUUUGGACGAAUUGAGGAAAAUUUGCGAGCAAACACUUUGCGAGGCUUUGUCGUCAGAGAAAGCAGAAGACAUGUUUGUAUUCGCCAAAAAACACCAUGCCAACGAAUUGAAAUCCAAAGCUGCGCAAUUCAUAGCACACAGAUCUGUUCAAAAGUUGAAUACAACAGGCUAGGAGUUGAACGGCUCAGAUGGUCAACAUGAGUUCGCCAAAUGCUUGAUAAAUUAUACCGCAAACAUCCACGUAAAAAUCAAUCAACUUGCAUUUAAAUACUAUUGAUUACCAUGUACAUAAAUCUGUGAAUUUG
Messenger RNA from Planococcus citri (citrus mealybug), 2287 nucleotides. RefSeq names its product speckle-type POZ protein-like. The coding region runs from base 1015 to 2154 and encodes 379 amino acids. The record is from RefSeq and is a predicted model, not a curated record. Gene Ontology annotation, cellular component: cytoplasm; nucleus. NCBI's taxonomy places the organism in Eukaryota, Metazoa, Arthropoda, Insecta, Hemiptera, Pseudococcidae. Gene Ontology annotation, biological process: regulation of proteolysis; proteasome-mediated ubiquitin-dependent protein catabolic process. Gene Ontology annotation, molecular function: ubiquitin protein ligase binding. The transcript is spliced from 3 exons.